Doryrhamphus excisus (bluestripe pipefish) is the source of this 5718-nucleotide messenger RNA. RefSeq names its product brain-enriched guanylate kinase-associated (gene begain). The record is from RefSeq and is a predicted model, not a curated record. NCBI's taxonomy places the organism in Eukaryota, Metazoa, Chordata, Actinopteri, Syngnathiformes, Syngnathidae. Gene Ontology annotation, cellular component: synapse.
GAAAGUGUGUCACACUGCCAGAGAACAGACAGCUUGUAUUGUUGAACAGAGGCAGCUGGAACCUUGUGCUACCGAGCCUGACAUGGUUCACUUGUGUGUGUCCAUAACAGACGAUGGUCUCAGACUCGAGUCUAUAAAAAAAGAAUCGUCCAAUCCUGCACAAAGAAGGGGAAAGAAGAGUAAAAUGGCCACCAUUCAAAGACAACCACGAUCCAGAACGGCGUCGACUCGACAGGAUCGUGGCUCUUGUUCUUCGACUGCAUCUUGCCCCGUAUUUUCUGGACCUUACAGUGACCAGGAAGAGGAACCUCCGCUGCGUCGCCAGUCAUCUCCCUUACUAAAAGGUUCUCUUUCAAGCCUGCACAAUGCCACCAAACCAAGCCACAAAAGAUCAUCAUCAAGCAUCCAGGGUUCUGUUGUCUCUCUUCAAGGAUCGCUACCAACUCUCCAGGGUUCUCUUCCAAACUUCAACUUCUCUUUGCCAAGGCUGAAGGGAUCAAUUUCUCGGUUGAGGAGGCGAUCACUGGGCAGUUUGGACAACUCCAGCCCAGGCCUCAGCGAGCGAAGCACCAGUCCAAGUCUGCACAGCGGCAUCGGCAGCUCAAGUGAUGAUGACGGCAGUUGGGACACUAACAGUUGGAGUUCAGGGGCUACCUGCCUGCUCAGGACAUCUCCUAAGCAGGACAGAGAUACAUCAGAGCAGUCAAGAGGAACAGCUCGUAAAACAGAUCAGAAAUCCACUAGUGCAGUGGUAGAACCGGAAAUUAUUUACCAAAAUCUCAUCUUCACGCGUCCAACCCCUCAAACUGAAACUAAAGAUGCUACAGAGAGCACUACAACAGUGCAGAAGAAAGACACAGGAAGUGCUACCUCAUCUUGCCCCAGCAAGAAUGCCUCCGUCGUCCCUCAAGACGACAAGAAGAAAGAGGACAGGCGCAAGUUCUCACAGUUUCUCAACGAGGUGGCCGGAAGGGUGCUGAAAACUAACAACGCUCCUUCACAACAGCAGCCCACCAUGCAAAACCGCAUCCCAUCUCAUCCUACACAAGCUCCACCAUCAGCUACCCCGCCGUCAUUGCAUUCGAACCCAACCAACCUCCCAACACCACCACCAAGUACUAACUUGUGGUACACUCCAACAACCAACCUGCAAACCAUCAAUGAAUAUGAUCCAAAGGACAUCACCAGCACCUUCCACCAAUGGAGCAAGACUCUACCAAGCUGUAAGAUCUUAGAACCAGCAGACAUGAUGAGGAAAAUAAAAGGGGACAAUCCCUCAUACCGAGAGCACAGCAUGGAGAUGUGCACAAAGCUACAGUCGCAACCCUCCACUGGGAGGCUGUAUCUGGAGACGGACAUUGACAGAGUAAGGCAACUUGAUGAAUUAGUGGAUAAUGUUAGCCCGAUGCAAGAGAGGAAUAAGAAACAAGCGGAAAAGGGUACAGAAGACAGAAGUCCUUGGCAGAACAAUGGAAUCUUGGGUGGAGAGAAAAGGAAGGAAAAUGUGAGGGAUAAAGAGAGACUGACAGAAAGAAGGAAAGAUAAGGGGAAGAAAGUCCCAGGUAACAGUUUUGAGCCUAAGUGGACCUCCAGUGGAAGCAGUCACCCCUGUCCGGUAUUCAAGUGGCCUGAGGGAUUUCCAAGAAUGUCCUACAGGUCCAUCUCACUACCCAGAGCUGUCAAUACCACUGAUUCUGAUGGAGAGAUGCAACGUGACAUGAGCUCUUUCCACGACCACAAGGAGGACCUACGCAAGCGCCUGUCCUACACCACACACAAGCUAGAGAUGGUGGAGACCGAGUUUGACUCCACCCGCCAAUACCUGGAGACGGAGUUGCGGCGGGCUCAGGAGGAAUUGGAGAAGUUUACGGAAAAACUGCGCAGGAUCCAGAGUAGCUACGCAGCGCUGCAGAGGAUCAAUCAGGAUUUGGAGGACAAGAUGCACAGGACGUCUCAGCACCAUGAGGAGGAGAAGAGAGCACUCAGCCGGGAGAUCAUUGUCCUCAACAACCACCUUAUGGAGGCAAAGCUGACUAUAAAUAAGCUCAAGGAGGACAACGACCUGUACAGGAAAGACUGCAACCUGGCCGCCCAGCUGCUACACUGCACCAAGUCUCAUUACAGAGCUCACAAGAUGUCUGAGCUGCCACUGGACUUUCAGGAGCGCAUCAGUUCCCACAUGGAGAAACAUAAUCAGGGCAGUGAAGCCACCAUGGCAAUGUGCCACUCCAAUUACUCUGAUGCCGUGCCCACAGCCAUCAUUGCCAAGGUCCUUGAAAAGCCUGAACCAGGAAACAGUUGCCCCAUUACUCACUCCCCGAGCCCUCACCCGCAAGAUGGAGACUCCAUGACAGGAACAGGUACUAAUGAUCACUUCAACCGCCGCACCGCAUACAAGACUUCCGACCUGUACUGCAGCGAUACUGCCCUCUACUGCCCCGAACGCUGGCAGGAUACAGAUCGCCGGCAGAGUAUGGACCUCCACGGUACCACUUUGCUCCAGCUUCACGGUCAGAACUCCACUGACAGCAACCCCGACGAGGAAGCCUACGCCUCAGGUAGCUUCUCCCAUCAUGAGCCGGCAUCACCCUUCCAGUUCAGUGCCGGAAGCCUCCCCGCCUCUAGUUCUUACUCCAGUUUCAGUCUUGCGUCAGACGAUAAAGGCGGAUUAGCGGGAGCACGCACAGCCAGUAGCACUUUAUCUACUUCUCACCAGGGUUUAUACAUGGAAUGGCGGGAGGGUGGCAGCGGGGAGUACGAACGUAAAAGCAUGUCUUCCUAUGAUAAAGACAGCCCAGGUUUCCCGAAGUCCAACAGCAUUCAGCACAUGGUCACCUCCAGGAGCCCGCAGAAGGGCACCUCGCCAGCGUACACAAGGACAGCCUCUUGCUUCAGUGAACCUUACCACUCAAGCAGCCCUCGCCUUGCCUCCUCUCAAAGCAUGGGGUCUACAACCGGCUUAGGCCAGGCACAGGGAGGAACUCUGGAUAGCAGGGCUGACGUCCAUGCCCCGGAGGACGACUUGAGCACCCGGUGGAGACAGCUGAGUGUUGAAGACAUCAACACAUUCUCAUCGUCCUAUCGUAAUGUCACAGGACGGGUCUCCCCGUACAGUUUCUCAGAAUGCCAUUACGCUGUGGGACCUUCGAGCAAGACCAAGGGAUCUCUGUACAGCAGCUUCCAAGAGGGAGAUGACGUCUUCCACAGUCACAUGCUGGACCAGUGUUUCGCCGUGGGUUCCCCUUCCCCCAGCCGCAGCAGCAAACUUCCACCUGUGGAGCUUCGCAAACAGAAAAAAACUUCUGUGCUGUACAGAACCAAGGACAGCAACCCAGACAGCUUGGUCCACUCAGGAAGUUCUAAAGACAAGGAAAGCAGCGGUAAAGGGAUGGCGGCAAGCGGCAGCGCCAAGAAGGACUAUGUCAAUCUGAGCGCCGGAAGCUCAGCCGAGUCCUUACACCAAAGCUCCUUAGAAGCCUCCAGUCUUCAGCAUUACCCAAGCCCGAGACCGAACAUCAGGCCUCGCCCGAGUUCCAGUUCCGCCCUCAGCGCUGUCGGCCCUGCGCUCCCGAAGAAGACCUCUCCAAGAUACCAAAAAUUCGGCAGCAUGGGGCUGACGAGGAAGGACAGUCUGACCAAGGCGCAGCUCUACGGCACCCUGCUGAACUAAUGUGACCAGGAAGAGCUUGUCGUUUAUGCAUGAUGAUGAUUACUAGCCUUCUGUACUGUAUGUCUUAAACGUUCUCUGCAGCAUACUUGGUGUGACAAAGGGUGUUCAGUGUUGUUUUAUGUAUCCCAGCCAAGGCAUGUUCAAUGCAGUCUACACUUUUUUUCUAUUCUAUGUCAUAUUAAAAGUGUAGCAGGAGUACCAGAGACUCACUGCAGUGUAGCAAUUCCGUGAUUUCUCAGUUUAUUAUAAUAAUUAGAAGCGCUGGGAUGAAACCACCUACGGCAACACAGACCAUGACCAUACUGUGCUUUCACAUAGAACUUUGGUACUGUUAGUAAAACCAGCAAAACACAUAUUAUUAUUAUACCAACGGUAUAAUGGAAGCAUGACUUCAUCGCUCAAUGCGGGGGUGGUAAUGUUAUACUUCAUAUAAUAUGGGCCUACUUGACAACAUAAUAGCUAAUGCUAAAUAUUAAUCUUGUUGUAACUGUAUAGCCAACCAUCGAAAUAGAUAUUCUUGUGUUGUUAAUUAUUAAAUCAGAACCUUCAACAUACUGAUAAAUUGUAAUAAGAGGGGGAAAAUUACAAAAUUAAGAAUAAAGUGAAGCUAUUAAGGCAAUGGUUCCGAUGCAAGCUGUAAGAUUUUUAACACAACUUGAGCAAUGUUUCGUCUUAUUUUUAUAUUAAAAAAAUGUGAUCUUUAAAUCUGAUGCUGUAUUGCACAGUAUAGAUAUCCGUACACCAGGACACUCGUGAAAUUGCCUUAAUUCUAUUUAGUGUACACACAACUUUGCAGCAUGGGAUAAGUGUACAUAAUGUAUAGCUGCUGUAUUCUUACUGUACGUACUAUAGUGUCUUCUUCCUGCUUGACAUAAUGGAGGGGGUGUCUUGGAGAGGAAGUAAGACGGGGAAUGUUAUGUGUACGAAUUCCAUUGUGAUCACAUUUUAUUCCAAUCAAUUUGUACACAAUAUAAGAGUGACAUUUGCGACGCCAGCUGGCUGCGUACUGGAGAACUUUAAAGCGUACCAGAGUAUUCAAGAGUAUGCCGGGUACAAAAAGUGCAUACUACAUGUUGGCAGGUCUGGUCUUUUGUAUGUAUGUAUGUAUGGUAGAGGUGCCACUGAAAAUAUAAAUACAACCCAAAUGCAACUACAGUGUAUCCAAUUAGGCUUUUUACAUCAGUCUUAUUCCCACUUGUUUCAUAAUCAUAUCACAAAAUCAUAAUUUCAAAAAGGGUUGAGUUGUAAGCCCUUCUAUUCUUUCUGAAGGACCUUUGUAUCAUCACGCAGAAAUGUGCUUCCAUAGGUAAUGCGAAAUUUCUCCCUAAAAUGACGACUUUUCCCUGCUUGAUUCCACUCAAGAGAGGAACGACAGCCAAAAUCACAGACAAGAAGUAUUAAGAAGUAUGUUUGGUUUUUUUGUGGAAUGUCAUGUUCUACCUCUGACAUUUUUGAAAACACUGGCUUAUUCCUGUUUGAAAUACUAAGUUGAAACUGCAUCUGUUAAAAAAAAAACUGCAGUGAUGCAGUCAUAUUUAUUUGGCACGAGUGUAUGUACUGUAAACUACCCCACAAAAUAAAUGAAAGAUGAUAUGGUAUUUUUGUUGAGGUGAUGUAUAGAAAGAGAUAGACAGUAGAUUAAUCUUAACACAAAUCUUAUACUGAUAUGACCAUUUUUCUAUUCUGUUGGAUGUGUUGACACAUGGGCGAGUCCUACCUCCAAAAUUGCCCCAGUAACAACAGGCCUGAAUGUUCACGUCUGUCUGAUGCAUGAUUAUAUAUUUUUGAUGUAUUUAUUUAAUAAAGAUGAGUGUUGGGAAAUACAAUGGCGAUAUCCAGGUGCUUUAUUUUUGGAAAUAAAGACAUUAUUUGAAAGCCAAAUAUAAUGCUGGUCAAAACAAUUGUUAUGUAGUUGCUAAUGCGAGGAGCUGAUGUUAGUUGUCAACUUCAUUGCUUAGACUUAACCCCUUUAAAUCUAAUAAUGUUAUUAUUAUGUAUAUUAUUAUAUAAUGUUAUUAUUAUUACAUCACAAUCACAAUGUUCAUGGU